Messenger RNA from Lactuca virosa, 5103 nucleotides. NCBI's taxonomy places the organism in Eukaryota, Viridiplantae, Streptophyta, Magnoliopsida, Asterales, Asteraceae. The record is from the annotation of a GenBank genome assembly.
GCUAAACCAGAAGAAAAACAUCAACAUACAAUAAAUUUAAACCCCCAAAAAAACCUUCUUGUGUGCUCUCCAGCUAUUCUUUCCAAAUCCAUCGAUCACUUCUGUUCAAUGGAUCUACCAUUCCUGAUUCAAUCAAUUUGAGAUCUUGAAUCAGGUGGUGGGUUCAAUUCAAUCAGUCAACUUGAACUGUUGGAGGAGUUGAAAGAUUCAAGGGUAUGAAGAUACCUUGUUGCACGGUUUGUCAGACAAGGUACAACGAAGAGGAUAGAUGUCCGUUGUUGCUUGAGUGCGGCCAUGGAUUCUGUAAAGAGUGUUUGUCCCGUAUGUUUUCAUCAGCACCAUCAGACACUACUCUUCCGUGUCCACGAUGUCGCCAAGUCUCCGUUGUCGGUAACUCCGUCCACGCGCUACGGAAGAACUACGCUAUUUUGGGGUUAAUCUCUUCUGCUUCCAAUAGCGAUUUUACCGACGAGGAUGAUGACGAUGAGGAUGAUGGGUUGGUGGUGGUGGUGGAUAGAGACCGGCGCAGCUGUGGGUCCAACGCUUCCAGUUCUAAUGGCUUAAUCGAACUUGGUUCGCACCAGGAUUUGAGGAUGGUGAGGCGGAUUGGGGAAGGGCCAGGGCGGAAGGGGAGCGGAGUUGAAAUGUGGUCGGCGGUGUUGUCUGGGAAAUCAGGGAGGUGUCGUCACCGUGUGGCGGUGAAGAAACUUGUGGUGAUUGGGGAAGAUACUGAUUUAGUUUGGGUACAGAAUGAGCUUGAUGAUUUGAGGCGUAAGUCGAUGUGGUGUAGAAAUGUGUGCAAGUUUCAUGGGGCAACGAAGGUGGAUGAGUGUCUUGCUCUGAUCAUGGAUAAAUGCAAUGGUUCUGUUGAGACAGAGAUGCAAAGAAACGAAGGGAGACUCACUCUUGAGCAAAUCCUGAGAUAUGGUGCAGAUAUUGCUCGUGGGGUGGCUGAACUACAUGCAGCAGGUGUGGUUUGUAUGAACCUUAAACCAUCAAAUCUUCUUUUAGAUGAAGAAGGUCGUGCAGUUGUUUCCGAUUAUGCCCUUCCUGCCAUUUUAAAAAAACCAGCUUGCAGGAAAGCCCGUUUAGAGUGUGAUUCCUCAAGAACUCAUUCAUGCAUGGAUUGCACAAUGUUAAGCCCAAACUACACAGCUCCAGAAGCAUGGGAGCCUGUUAAAAAAUCUUUAAAUAUUUUUUGGGAUGAUGCCCUUGGUAUAUCACCUGAGUCAGAUGCAUGGAGUUUUGGGUGUACAUUAGUAGAAAUGUGCACUGGUUCUGUUCCGUGGGCUGGAUUAAAUGCUGAGGAAAUAUAUCGUGCAGUUGUUAAGGCGAAAAGACAACCUCCACAAUAUGCAAGUGUAGUAGGUGUUGGAAUACCAAGGGAUCUGUGGAAAAUGAUUGGUGAUUGUUUACAGUUUAAGGCACCUAAAAGACCGACUUUUAGUGCUAUGCUUGCAAUAUUUCUUAGGCAUUUACAAGAAAUACCUCGUGGGCCUCCUGCAAGCCCAGAUAGCGAUGUAAUUGUAUACCCGAAAGCAAAUGGGACGAUGCCACCUGUCCCUCCAACCAACUUAGAAGUUGUCCAUGAUUAUCGGACUCUUUUACAUACAAUGGUUUGUGAAGGGAAUGUUUCUGGUGUGAGUGAGUUGCUAGCAAAGGCUUCAUCAAAAAACGAUGUCAACAUGUUUCGUUCUCUUCUAGAAGCUCAAAAUGCAGAGGGCCAAACUGCCCUCCACCUGGCAUGCAGACGUGGCAGUUCUGAACUUGUUGAGUCUAUUUUAAGUUAUCGAGAGGCCAAUGUGGAUGUACUUGAUAAAGAUGGGGACCCACCACUUGUGUUUGCUCUUGCAGCAGGGUCCCCAGAAUGUGUGCGUGUUCUUCUUGGUAGAUAUGCUAAUGUGAGGUCUAGAUUGAGGGAUGGAUUUGGUCCUUCAAUUGCUCAUGUUUGUGCAUAUCAUGGUCAACCAGAUUGCAUGCGUGAAUUGCUAGUGGCUGGUGCUGAUCCAAAUGCAGUUGAUGAUGAAGGUGAAUCUGUAUUGCAUAGAGCAGUGACAAAAAAGUACACAGAGUGUGCUCUUGUUAUAUUGGAAAAUGGGGGAUGUAAAUCCAUGGGCAUCUCAAACUCAAAGAAUCUCACGCCUCUGCAUUUAUGUGUGACAACAUGGAAUGUAGCUGUUGUUAAAAGAUGGAUUGAAGUUGCAUCUUCUGAAGAAAUUGCAGAAGCCAUAGAUGUACCUAGUCCUGUGGGGACCGCAUUGAGUAUGGCAGCCGCUUUAAAGAAAGAUCAUGAAGCUAAUGGUAGAGAACUUGUACAGAUUCUUCUUGCUGCUGGAGCUGAUGCUACUGCUCAAGACACUCAACAUGGACGCACAGCUCUGCAUACUGCUGCUAUGACUAAUGAUGUGGAGUUAGUUAAAAUUAUUCUUGAUGCUGGAGUUGAUGUGAACAUAAGGAAUGUGCAAAACACCAUUCCUUUACAUGUGGCAUUGGCAAGAGGAUCAAAAUCAUGUGUUGGAAUGCUUCUUUCUGCAGGAGCAAAUUGUAAUUUGCAGGAUGAUGAAGGAAACAAUGCUUUUCAUAUAGCUGCUGAUACAGCAAAGAUGAUACGUGAAAAUCUGGAGUGGAUCAUUGUUAUGCUUAAAUAUCCAGGGGCUGCUGUAGAAGUCAGGAAUCACAGUGGUAUGACACUACGUGACUUCUUGGAGGCCCUUCCUCGGGAAUGGAUUUCAGAGGAUUUGAUGGAGGCACUUGCAAACAAAGGAGUUCAUUUAUUUCCAACAAUAUACCAAGUAGGCGACUGGGUGAAAUUCAAAAGUACAGUUGCAACACCAACAUACGGGUGGCAAGGUGCAACACACAAAAGUGUUGGUUUUGUUCAAAGUGUCCCAGAUAAAGACAAUCUUUUUGUCUCAUUUUGUUCUGGUGAAGCACGUGUACUUGCCAAUGAAGUUAUGAAAGUCAUCCCAUUGGACAGAGGCCAACAUGUCCAACUCAAACCAGAUGUCAGAGAACCAAGAUUUGGUUGGCGUGGGCAAUCGAGAGAGAGUAUUGGAACUGUUCUUUGUGUUGAUGAUGAUGGGAUUUUGCGGGUCGGGUUUCCUGGAGCAUCCAGAGGAUGGAAGGCCGACCCGGCAGAAAUGGAGCGGGUUGAGGAAUUUAAAGUUGGAGAUUGGGUUCGGGUCCGACCCGCUCUUACAACUGCUAAGCAUGGGUUAGGGUCGGUUACACCAGGAAGCAUUGGUAUUGUGUAUUGUAUUAGACCCGAUAAUAGUUUGUUGUUGGAACUCAGUUAUCUUCCAAAUCCAUGGCAUUGUGAACCCGAAGAAGUUGAACCUGUUGACCCAUUCAGGAUUGGUGAUCGUGUAUGUGUGAAGAGGUCAGUUGCAGAACCUAGGUAUGCUUGGGGUGGUGAAACACAUCACAGUGUUGGAAGGAUUAUUGAGAUAGAAAGCGAUGGUCUCCUGAUAAUUGAAAUUCCAAAUAGGCCCAUACCAUGGCAAGCUGAUCCUUCUGACAUGGAAAAAGUCGAGGACUUUAAGGUUGGAGAUUGGGUGAGAGUUAAGGCUUCAGUGUCCUCACCUAAAUACGGGUGGGAGGACAUAACCAGGAACAGUAUCGGGUUAAUCCACAGUUUAGAAGAAGAUGGUGACAUGGGAAUCGCCUUUUGCUUCAGAAGCAAACCCUUUUCAUGUUCAGUGACAGAUGUCGAAAAAGUAGCACCUUUCGAAUUAGGUCAAGAAAUUCAUAUAAUUUCUUCGGUCAACCAACCACGCCUUGGAUGGUCCAACGAAAGCCCCGCCACCGUGGGUAAAAUCGUCCGAAUCGACAUGGAUGGAGCUUUAAACGCUAAAGUGGCGGGAAGACACGGGUUAUGGAAAGUAUCUCCCGGAGAUGCGGAAGUCCUUUCGGGAUUUGAAGUAGGCGAUUGGGUUCGAUCAAAACCGAGUGUAGGAACUCGACCUAGUUACGAUUGGUAUAGUAUUGGAAAAGAAAGUUUAGCAGUUGUUCAUAGUGUACAAGACACUGGUUAUCUAGAAUUAGCUUGUUGUUUCCGUAAAGGUAAAUGGAUGACUCACCACACCGACAUCGAAAAAGUCCUCGGGUUCAAAAUCGGGCAGCACGUGAGAUUCCGGGCAGGGCUAGAAGAACCGCGAUGGGGUUGGCGAGGCGCGCAGCCCAACUCCCGCGGCGUUAUCAUCAACGUGAACGCGGACGGCGAAGUACGCGUUGCGUUUUUCGGGCUGCCGGGAUUAUGGAGAGGCGACCCGGCGGAUUUGGAAAUAGAAAAAACUUUUGAAGUUGGAGAGUGGGCUCAAAUGAGUGAAACCGCAAGUGUUUGGAAAUCAAUCGGGCCGGGUAGUAUCGGGAUUGUACAAGGGAUCGUAUAUGAAUCGGAUGAAUGGGCCGGGAAUAUUUCAGUUGGGUUUUGCGGGGAGCAAGACCAAUGGGUCGGCCCAUGUACGGAUCUCGAACGGGUCGAGAAGCUCACAAACGGGCAACGGGUUCGGGUGAAACCGUCGGUGAAACAACCGCGGUUCGGGUGGUCGGGCCAUACACAUUCCAGCAUCGGGGUGAUUUCGGGUAUUGAUUCGGAUGGGAAGCUAAGGAUGUAUACCCCCGCGGGUUCAAAGUCAUGGAUGCUUGACCCGUUUGAAGUGGAAGUGGUUGAAGAAGAGGAGCUCCAUAUCGGGGACUGGGUCCGGGUCAAACCGUCUGUGACCUCCCCGGUUCACCAUUGGGGGGAGGUGACUCAUUCGAGCAUCGGGGUGGUGCACCGGAUGGAGGAGGGUGAUGUUUGGGUGGCGUUUUGUUUCUUGGAGCGGUUGUGGCUGUGUAAGGCGGGGGAAGUGGAGAGGAUCCGGCGGUUCGUGGUGGGGGACAGGGUGCGGAUCAAGAAGGGUUUGGUUAGCCCGCGGUGGGGGUGGGGGAUGGAGACGCAUGCGAGUAGAGGUCAGGUGGUGGGGGUGGAUGCCAAUGGGAAGUUAAGGAUUAAGUUUCAAUGGCGGGAAGGGAAGCCAUGGAUUGGUGAUCCGGCUGAUAUCGAACUUGAUGAUAGUGAAAAUGGGUUGCCAGCUGGCCGGAUUUUGUAGGUGUCAGGUG